GGCGUAAGCACCCGGGAGUAUGCACUUUUGUCCAAGUUCUGGACACUCUUAAUAGGUUACGUUCGACUUUACUCCUCUCAUCACUUCAAUCCGCUCCAUUCCUCUACUCUACUCGAUUCUCCUAUCCGCUUCGCUCCGCUCGCCUCAUCACGGCGGCUCGGUUGAGAGCCCCUGACCUCGGCGUUGUAGGGGCGUCGUUACUGCGUGCAAUGUGUAUCAGCGCGUAGGCGUUGCCAAGCCUAGGCCGAACUCCAGGAGCGACAGCGCAGCAGCGGCACCGACGACAAGAGCAACAGGAGGACCGGACACCCGGGUGUCUGGGUCCGGGUAGGCGCUCGCUCGCUCGAGCGUCUUCCUUGAACGUCGCUCGCGUUUAAUUCCGAGCUGCGGUUACGUCCCGGCGCGCGCCGACGGAGCCAACAGGGCCACGCGAUGCCGCUGAGGCCGAGGCGCCUGACCGGGAACGCGGCCCGCCGACCGGGAACCUGCUGCGAGCCGAUCGGCCCGACUCAUCAGCAGCCAGUCCAGGAGGCCCAGCAGCUCUGAGACAUCGAGACGGUGAUCGCUCAAGCGAGUGAGCGUGAAAUAGAAAGAGAGAGAGAGAAAGAGAGAGAGAGAGAGAGCGAGAGUGAGCGAGAGAGGAGAGUGAGAUAGAGGGAGUGAGAAAGAAAGAACGGGACAGACAGUUGGCAAGGACGAGUCCGGAGGACACGCCAGCACGCAGGAAGAAGCUGUUGUAUAUAAAAGCGGCGCUGAAGAAUUGCUGGCAUGUCAAGCAAUCAGCUGGUUGAUUCUUGUCUCUUGGUGAAUCGGAGGAUUGAGCAGAGACAGGAGCACAACAUUACUCGCACUGAAAUCACACAGAGACGCGUUCUUCAAGACAAAGGCUCCGACAUGCCACAGUACACUGGACAAGGUGACACCGAUUAUCAUGGGAGCAACGGCCAAGCAGACACACAUUCUCUACAUUCUUCUCAUCUAUCGGUGCAGGAUGAUCCCUUGCUCCUACGAACACAUAAGCAGCAAACCUCCCAACAAGUGACGACGGUGACGAAAGUCGUCCGGGAGGUCGCACACAUGGAGCCCGAUCCUGGAACCGUGAACUAUGUGUCCAUGCCCUUGAUGACACAGGAUUACCAGCACGCAGAUCCGCGGUAUGCAGCCGAUCCCUACAUGGUUAAUUUCGACCAUUUCGAUCCAUACAUGGGAUGUCCUCCACAGCCUGGAUAUGCAGGCCCUCACGGUAUCUACAUGCCUCGUCCACAUUCUCCCCAUAGCCCCCAUAGUCCCUCUGAGCACAGUCGCGCUUCUCCCGCACAUGAAUAUUUGGGAAAAGGAGCGCCAUUCGUCGAGGGGGGUUACAAUGAUAUAGAUCCAGGCUUGAAUUCCGCUUUGCAAGAUCAUUAUCGUAUCACUCCGAGUCCUGGCGGCCCCGGAGAUCAAUAUGAUCAAAUUAGCAAUCCGUGGAACAUGGACGAUUCGGGCGAGCCUUCACAGCAUCCACACGACGAGGGUAAAGUUGCGUACGGAUACGUGUCGCCCUCGCCGUACGGUCAUGUGCGCUAUGGACCGCCAGUGGGCGUUGGCGUUGGAGUGACUGGAGAUGUUCCUGGCUACGAGGACGGUGUCGUCGGGCACAUCCCCGUGGGUGCAAUUCCCAACGCCAGUAUCGUCGGCCCGGGCUUGUACGAGGACGAGGUACACCUACAGCGACUAAAGGCCCAUCACUCCCUGGUACCGGGUAUGGUCAGCCCCCUCGAUGACGAUCAGAAGUCGAUGCGAUGGCGCGAUCCCAACCUUCCCGAGGUCAUAAGCUUCCUGAGCAACCCGAACAACAUCAUCAAAGCGAAUGCUGCGGCGUAUCUGCAGCACCUAUGCUACAUGGACGAUCCUAAUAAACAGAAGACGCGUAGCCUCGGAGGCAUACCGCCGCUCGUUCAACUCCUGGACUCUGACAGCCCGGACGUAUAUAGAAACGCCUGCGGCGCUCUAAGGAACCUCUCCUACGGUCGUCAAAACGACGAAAACAAACGGGCCAUAAAGAACGCUGGUGGUGUGCCAGCCCUCAUAAAUCUUUUGCGUAGAACAUCGGACGCGGACGUAAAGGAGCUCGUCACCGGUGUACUUUGGAACCUGUCCUCCUGCGAGGACCUGAAGAAGUCCAUCAUCGACGACGGCGUGACGAUCGUCGUGAUCAACAUCAUUAUUCCACACAGCGGCUGGGAUCCGAGCUCAUCGAGCGGCGAGACCUGCUGGUCGACAGUCUUCAGGAACGCAUCGGGCGUCCUGCGAAACGUCUCGAGCGCCGGUGAAUACGCGAGGAAGAAGUUGCGCGAGUGCGAGGGCCUCGUCGAUGCCCUGCUCUACGUAGUCCGCUCGGCGAUCGAAAAGUCCAACAUUGGUAACAAGAUCGUUGAGAAUUGCGUAUGCAUACUCAGGAACCUAAGCUACCGCUGUCAAGAAGUCGAGGAUCCGAAUUACGAUAAACAUCCGAUUCAGUCAAACGUUCAGAAUAGGGUAGCGGCACCCACUAAAGUCCUGAAUGGUUUUGCCCUAGGCGAGAAUUUGGGAUGCUUUGGAGGAAGUAAGAAAAAAAAGGAUGGUCAGCCAGUGCAGAAGGAAACGAGUAUGACUAGGACGACUAGUCCACGAACAGAACCCGUAAAGGGAAUGGAAUUGCUUUGGCAACCAGAAGUAGUUCAAUCGUAUUUAAGUCUUUUACAUAAUUGUUCAAAUCCGGAAACCCUCGAAGCUGCUGCCGGAGCUUUACAGAAUUUGGCUGCUUGCUAUUGGCAGCCAAGUAUCGAAAUUCGAGCCGCUGUGAGGAAAGAGAAGGGUCUUCCCAUUCUAGUGGAAUUGUUAAGGAUGGAGGUCGAUAGAGUCGUAUGCGCAGUAGCUACAGCUCUUCGAAAUUUGGCAAUUGAUCAGCGCAAUAAAGAACUCAUUGGAAAGUAUGCGAUGAGAGAUCUCAUUCAAAAAUUACCAUCAGGAAAUAAUCAGCACGAUCAAGGGACCAGCGAUGAUACGAUCGCAGCUGUUCUAGCGACCUUGAACGAAGUCAUUAAAAAGAAUGCUGAAUUUUCGAGGUCCCUAUUGGAUGCAGGAGGUGUCGAGAGGCUCAUGAAUAUAACGAGACAGAGACAGAAAUAUACACCACGGGUUCUCAAAUUUGCAGGUCAAGUUUUAUUUACAAUGUGGCAACAUCAAGAGCUGAGAGAUGUGUAUAAAAAGCACGGAUGGAAGGAACAAGACUUUGUAACGAAAACGGUAGCAGCUAGGAAUUCUGGUCCAAAUUCUCCCAAUAACGCAAAUAGUUAUGAUUUUAGCACGUUGAACCGGCCGAUGGCGAGUCAAGGUAGCACAAGAUACGAAGACAGAACGAUCCAAAGGGGUACCCUUAACUCUAAUAAUGUCGGACGAUCUAACAUCUAUCAAUCGCAAAACGAGGAGAUCGCUAUGUCGGAUAUGCAGUAUCCAAAACAAGGAACUCACGCAGUACCUGCUGGUGGCGUAUGCGUGUUUCCUACGAAUUCACAGCCGAAACCCGGUGAGCCGCUCUACGCGCAAGUUAACUUGGAGAAGAAAAAGAAACGUCAGUACGAGCUUGGGGUGGGCCAGGGUGGUCAGGGCGGAGUGGCGCCCCAGGGCGUCACGGCGGCAGCUGGUUCGCAAUGGCUCAACGACGGCGUCGGCCAGGAAACGCCGGCAUCGACCGUCAACGUACCUCCAAACUCGACGGCGGUAUCAGCCGGCGACUCAUGGGUAUAACGCGCUAACUGGCGCGCGGAGGAUGCACAGGGUUUUAGAAAGAGAUAUAC
Molecule: messenger RNA, 3818 nt
Organism: Ceratosolen solmsi marchali
Lineage: Eukaryota; Metazoa; Arthropoda; Insecta; Hymenoptera; Agaonidae
Gene: p120ctn
Product: adherens junction protein p120
Exons: 17
Coding region: 769-3768 (999 amino acids)
Biological process (GO): cell-cell adhesion
Cellular component (GO): nucleus; plasma membrane; cytoplasm
Molecular function (GO): protein binding
Source: RefSeq, a predicted model, not a curated record